This is a messenger RNA of Acromyrmex echinatior (Panamanian leafcutter ant), 340 nucleotides long. RefSeq lists its product as uncharacterized. The record is from RefSeq and is a predicted model, not a curated record. Lineage: Eukaryota; Metazoa; Arthropoda; Insecta; Hymenoptera; Formicidae.
AUGGGUCGUACAAGCACCGAAGACGCACCUCGCUCUGGAAGGCCAAAAGAGGCUACGAAUGCGGAAAUCGUAAAACCAAUUACAAUUCGAAUUGGUUCCUCACCCACCGUAUUCUCCAGACUUGCCCCCCAGCGACUAUUAUCUGUUCCCAAAGCUCAAGUGGUGGCUCCAGGAAAAGAGAUUUACACAUCGAAUGAGGAAGUCAUCGCGGAAACCGAGGCAUAUUUCGAAGGCUUGGACGUUUCGUACUACAGAAAGGGCAUCGAAAUGUUGGAAAAUCGCUAUACCAAGUGUAUCGCCCUCGAAGGCAACUAUGUUGAGGAAUAAAUAUAACUUUGCC